Messenger RNA from Haemonchus placei, 849 nucleotides. The record is from the annotation of a GenBank genome assembly. NCBI's taxonomy places the organism in Eukaryota, Metazoa, Nematoda, Chromadorea, Rhabditida, Trichostrongylidae.
CAUGCAGUCAGAGAAAUGAUGAUGAAUGAGUUGAACUUGUACGACAAGAAGGGAACAGCGUUCAGGCAAGCAGUGCAGACGGAUAAGAUCAGCGAAACAAUAAUGACCAGCACACCAGAAGGCAUAUGUCCAUUGAAUAACAACAGCAGAAUUCAUGAUUGCUUCAUUUUUGCAGUUCCUCCUGGGUUGUCCACGAUUUCGGCUAAGUUCACGAUGAGACGAACGAGAAGGCGAAGAUCAGCAACGUUAACUGCAACACUGUAUGAAAUAUGGCAAGGCGGUUCAAGGGGAGUACUCGGUAGAGGUGGCAUUGACGGGGGAGAGCUGGAUAUUUCGAACAUUCGAUUGGAAGUUCUUCGCAAUGCUGCUCACUGGUUCAACAAGGAAUCUUCCAUGAGCACCAGUGUUGAUCGAUGGAUCAAGGUAGAAGUGCUAGCAAACGGGCAUCCUGCUCAAUAUUUCGAUUACUUUGAUGGAGCACCAGAACUGGAUUUUGUCUAUUAUGAUGGGCCAAAAGCGAGUAAGUGCGACCCUUCGGUCGAGUGCUGCCUCGUCGAACAUUACGUGAACUUCACUGAGAUCGGGUGGGACAAAUUCAUACAGUACCCAGCUGGUUUCUAUGCUAACUACUGUAUAGGUCCUUCUAAUAUGAGGUGUCCACAUGAAAAUCCAGAAGUUGAGUAUUUACUCAGUACGGCACGAGCACAAUCGGAACUACCUUUGAAACCAUUCGCAUGCGCUCCACGAAGCUUCGCACCUCUUCGAAUCCUCUACACUGUUGGACCAAAUCAUUCGAUGAGCCUUGUUUUACCCGACAUGAUCGCUCUCUCGUGCUCAUGUAUGGCUUGA